Solanum dulcamara is the source of this 974-nucleotide messenger RNA. RefSeq lists its product as uncharacterized. The transcript has a single exon. The record is from RefSeq and is a predicted model, not a curated record. Lineage: Eukaryota; Viridiplantae; Streptophyta; Magnoliopsida; Solanales; Solanaceae. The coding region runs from base 173 to 634 and encodes 153 amino acids.
UAAUGCAGAGAAAAAAAUCGAGAGAAAGAGACCCCGCAAUGCUUUAGGGUUUCUGGAAAAAAGCUCCAAGUUAGACGGGCUGCGGUUUGUGCUUCUUCUUCUUCCUCUGUUUAAUUUUCAGUUUCGAUUAUAAUUCUUUCUGUGUAGUCGAUUCUUGUUAAUUUCUUGAAACAUGGCGGGUCAAACAAACCCGGAAUUCUCCCCAAAAGACCCAGACGUGAACGAAGAAUUGCAGGAGCUUGAAUUCACGAAAAGGGGUUGUUGUUUCUGGCUUCCGUCUUUCAGAUGUGGCCGAAGCCUUUGGGAACGGGUUUCCACCAGCGAUCAAAAGGAAGAACCUCAUUGGUGGGAUAAGGGUUUGAACGCCGUUAUGAAAGUUAGGGAGUGGUCGGAACUCGUAGCAGGUCCAAAAUGGAAGACAUUCAUUCGACGAUUCAAUAAAAACCGUUCCAAAACAAAUAAAUUCAAUUACGACCCGUUGAGUUACUCCUUGAAUUUCGACGAUGGACCAGGGGUAAACGAUCAAUCCGAAGACGAUCGUUUAUUCCGUGAUUUCUCGUCGAGAUUUGCUUCAAUUCCGGUUUCUUCUAAGUCUUCAAUGGAUUUGGGCAAGGACCCACCAUCCUUCUUGUGAAUUCCUCAGUCGCCGGAAAAUUGAUCGAAACGGCGAAUUACGAAAAAAGAAUAAAUUCCAUGAUGUGGAAUCGGACAAGCGGCGGCGGCAGAGGGCCUAGAAUUGCGGCGGAGAAAUUGGGUGGGCUCUGUUAUUUGCAACGCUUGUGACGGUGAUGAAACAGGUGGUUUUGAUUCUCUGACAAUAAAAUUGGUCGGUUGAUUGAUUUGGGGAAAAAAAGGAUUUUACUAUUUUUUUUCACUUUUUCUACUCGAGUAUUUGUUUUUAUUCGUUUGAUUAGUUAAUUGCUGCAGGGAGUAUUAUUCAAUUGAAUUCUUUAAUUGGAAAAUGUUUUUACCAA